UUAACCGUGACAGCAACUUUAAUGUAGUCUGUCUUAGCUGUGGUUGUGGGUUUUAAAGAGACACUUCUGAGCAAUAACUUUACGUAGUAAAGAAGAUGGCUUUACUGUUCUGCGAUGCCUUUUGGGGUACUGACUUUUCUGACCAGUCAGGUUAUGAAGCGAUAUUGCAGAGGUUACAGGAUGGCAGACACAUGUGCAAAGACAUAGACGAACUGUUGAAAAUGAGAGCACUAGCGGAGGAGAAGUACGGCCGAGAUCUGGUGGCAAUUGCCCGGAAGGCAGAAGGUCAAACCGAGAUUGGAACAUUAAAGGCCUCGUUUGACAAAUUCAAAGCAGAAAUUGAGAAGACAGGAAACCUGCACAUCCAACUAUCUGAAAGUAUAAAGGAGGGAGUUCAGAAAAUAGAGGCAUUUCGAGAGCACCAGAAGGAACAGAGGAAAAAGCUUGAAGAGAUUAUUGAAAAACUUCAGAAGCCUAAAAUGCUGUUGCACAAGAAGACCAUGGAGUCUAAGAGGUUAUAUGAGCAGAGGUGUAAAGAGGCAGAAGAGGCUGAACAAGCAGUGGGGAAGAAGACAAAUGUGGCCACCUCCACCCACCGGCAAUCAGAAAAGGUGAUGAACAGGGCGCGGUUAUGCAGGCAGGCAGCCAACCUGGCAGAAAAGCAAUACAAAUGGAAUGUUGAUCAACUAAAAGAAAUGUGCCAGGACUGGGAGAGCACAUACAGGAGUGCAUGUGAGGUGUUCCAGCAGCAGGAGUCUGAGCGCAUUAAUAUCUUGCGCUGUGUGUUAUGGGAUCAUUGCAAUCUGCUGUCCAUCUGGGUACAAAGCUGUCACUGGGGCGGAACCCUAAGGAAACACAUUUUUAUCAAUAACGCUAAGACUUGGAGCGAUGCUCAAAAGUUUUGCAGAGAGAAUUAUGCUGACCUGUCCACCAUAGACAGCCAUGAGGAACUUACACGGUUCAAAAGCGAUUCAAACAAUCAGAAAGCUGGUAGCACAGAGAGCUGGGUUGGACUGAGCAAACUCUCUGUUCACAGCCAAUGGAUGUGGAGUGAUGGAAGCAAAGAAAUUUCUAUGCCAUGGAAGGAUGGUCAACCAGACACCCCAUAUAGUGCCUUUUGCUGUAAGAGUUCAGGUGGGGAAUUGUAUGACUACGUUUGUGAUAUGCAGUACCCUUUUUUCUGCUACGAGUGGGUGCCUGAACUGAUCCUGGUAACGGAGAAGAAGAGCUGGGAGGAGGCGUUAGAACACUGCAGGUCUCAACACUCUGGCUUGGCCUGUCUGCCAACCAGUUUACAUCUCUUCCAAGCCAAUAACAAGACUGCAGACAUGCAAACCGACGGCAUGUGGACAGGUCUGCGCUUCCUGGCAGGCUCCUGGUUCUGGGUCAAUGGGGAGUCUCUGGGAAAUUUGGUCCAGCUGCCGGUAUGCCCCGCCAGUCCCCUUUACUGUGGAUCUCGAAACCUGGCAGCUAAUCAUUGGGAGAGCAGAGACUGUGCAGAGAAACUAAACUUUGUAUGUUAUUAA
Sinocyclocheilus anshuiensis is the source of this 1526-nucleotide messenger RNA. RefSeq names its product CD209 antigen-like. The transcript is spliced from 11 exons. Gene Ontology annotation, molecular function: actin filament binding. Lineage: Eukaryota; Metazoa; Chordata; Actinopteri; Cypriniformes; Cyprinidae. The record is from RefSeq and is a predicted model, not a curated record. Gene Ontology annotation, cellular component: cytoplasm; plasma membrane; actin filament. Bases 96 to 1526 code for a protein of 476 amino acids. Gene Ontology annotation, biological process: actin filament polymerization.